GCCAUGUUUAUCUUUUGAAUGUAUUUCAUGAAGGUGCAGGAGCAUAAAACAUUAAUGCUGGUAGGCUGCUCGCUCCCCCGCCGCAAUGGGACCUUUCCAGUUCAGGAAGCGGUAUCAAGGCGGGCCCGCGGCGACAUCCGUGGCUGACUAACCACAUUGGCGGCGCAUGAUGAGCUGAGGUACAGACAAUAUAUAGAUUGAAAGACAGACAUACAACACCAAGUAUCCCUGAUAAUCUCACACUACAGGCUUGGAUGAGAAUUGUACUCAUCUAUCAAUAUGUCAUCGCAACGAAUCGCAUUCAAAGUAUCUGGGACAGUGCAAGGAGUGGGGUUUAGAGACUUCACGCAGAAGCGCGCCACCGAGUACGGCUUGAGGGGCUGGGUGAAGAACACGCACUGCGGAAGGGUCGAAGGGGAAGCUCAAGGACCCGAGGAAUCAGUGCAGAAGCUGCUCAAGGACCUCAACAGAGGACCCCGUCUAGCACAUGUUGUCAAACUGGAGCAAAAGGAGGUUGGCGUGAAGGACGGCGAAGAGAAAUUCUCAUGCUAUAAGACGUCGGAGUCGGGGUUUGCGAACAUUGAGUGAGUCGGGCUGUGUAUAGGGCACGUGCAUGCCAUGGUAGGUCGCGUGUCUGCGCUUGCGUGUACAUUGAGAAGGAGAAACGCACGAGGUCGUCAUAAUUGAGAGAGUAACAGUGCUGGGUGCUGGAUAAGAGAUAGCAUACAAUGUGACUGACUUUGUAAAAGCGUUGUGUUGCAUAAGAUGUCCUAUUCGUAAGAGCGCUUUUUUCAAUUGGUGUUGUCUUGAAGUAUAGAGACCACGGAAAAGCGAAGCUACGUAGCACUCCAACAAAAUUGGAACAACAAAUUCUC
Molecule: messenger RNA, 875 nt
Organism: Aspergillus aculeatus ATCC 16872
Lineage: Eukaryota; Fungi; Ascomycota; Eurotiomycetes; Eurotiales; Aspergillaceae
Product: acylphosphatase
Exons: 5
Coding region: 280-588 (102 amino acids)
Molecular function (GO): acylphosphatase activity
Source: RefSeq, a predicted model, not a curated record